Messenger RNA from Theobroma umbraticum, 3395 nucleotides. RefSeq names its product APRATAXIN-like protein (gene APTX). Lineage: Eukaryota; Viridiplantae; Streptophyta; Magnoliopsida; Malvales; Malvaceae. Gene Ontology annotation, biological process: single strand break repair. Gene Ontology annotation, cellular component: nucleus. The record is from RefSeq and is a predicted model, not a curated record. Gene Ontology annotation, molecular function: single-strand break-containing DNA binding; DNA 5'-adenosine monophosphate hydrolase activity; double-stranded RNA binding.
GAUGUUGCAACUAACAAAAGAAAAAAUCCAUUUCCCGGUAACCAAACCCAGUCGCGAGGGAAGCCAGCGGUCAAAUCAUAUAAUAAGGGAACCUUAUAAGUAGACUAUUCUUCCUCGUAACUAGCACUGGAAGCUUGCAAGAGGGCCUUUCUCUUGAAUAUAAGCAAACAGUUAAUCGCAUAGAAUUGCUGGAAAAAAGCCGAUCAACAAUGGAAAUGGACAUCGACGGCGCCUGUAAACCCGAAGGGAAAGAAGGUGAAGAAGAGAAGGAAAAGGGGAAGCCAAUCGUGGCAAUGUUGGUGGGCGCACCAGGAAGCGGCAAGUCCACUUUUUGCGACAACGUCAUGCGAGCUUCUUCACGUCCCUGGGUUCGCAUCUGCCAGGAUACAAUCAAUAACGGCAAGGCUGGGACAAAGCUGCAGUGCUUAAAAAGUGCAGCUGCUUCAUUGAAGGAGGGCAAGAGUGUGUUCAUUGAUAGAUGCAACUUAGAUAAAGAGCAGCGGCUGGAUUUUGUGAAGCUUGGUGGUCCACAAGUAGAGGUGCAUGCUGUGGUGCUUGACCUCCCUGCCAAGCUUUGUAUAUCUCGCAUAGUUAAACGUACUGGGCAUGAGGGAAAUCUUCAAUGUGGAAAAGCUGCAGCAGUUGUGAAUAGGAUGCUGCAAAACAAAGAAUUGCCUAAGUUGAGUGAAGGGUUCUCUCGAAUCACAUUUUGCCAGAAUGAGGCUGAUGUUCAAGCUGCUGUUAACACCUACACUGCACUCGGCUCUUUGGACAUCCUUCCACAUGGCUAUUUUUGUCAGACGAAUCCAAAUGCCAAAACUCAAGUUAGCAUAUUAAAGUUCUUAAAGCGACCACAUGAAACAAAUAGUCAGGAUUCUGUGCCUUCUCAACUUAUUAAGGGUAAGGGUCCCUGCAGCAAAUCACAAGAAACUGUUUCAUCAUUGUCAGGUGCAGCUAGUCAGAAGAUAAAGGUCAGUGAAGACCCAGUGGCAGGUUUUAUUAGUCAGCAUGAUUAUGAUGUUCCUACUCUGGCAUUUCCGUCUAUUUCUACAGCAGAUUUCCAAUUCAAUCUUGAGAAAGCAUCUAACAUUAUUGUUGAGAAAGUAGAGGAAUUCAUUGAUAAACUUGGUAAUGCCAGGCUUGUUUUAGUGGACUUGAUUCAUGGAUCAAAGAUUUUGUCCUUGGUUAGGGCUAAAGCUAUAGAAAAGAACAUUGACUCCAGAAGGUUCUUAACGUUUGUAGGAGAUAUAACUCAACUGCAUUCAAAGGGUGGUUUGCGCUGCAAUGUAAUAGCUAAUGCUGCCAACUGGCGCCUGAAACCUGGAGGUGGUGGGGUAAAUGCUGCAAUUUUCAAUGCUGGUGGUCCUGCUCUAGAGGCUGCAACCACAGAUCGGGCUAAAUCUCUUCUCCCAGGGAAUGCCCUGGUUGUUCCUCUCCCUUCAAUUUCUCCUUUGUAUAGUAAGGAAGGGGUGACCCAUGUGAUCCAUGUACUUGGACCAAAUAUGAACCCACAUAGACCAAAUUGUCUUGACAAUGACUAUACCAAAGGCUGCAGAGUUCUUCAAGAUGCUUACUCAUCACUGUUUGAAGGAUUUUUAUCCAUUGCUACUGCCCAAGUGAAGUUUCCCAGUAGAAGCAGUCAAAGUAUUCAGUUAGAGCUUUCAAUACCAGAAGAUAAAACUGAGAAUAUUCUUAGGAAUCAUUUUUCACAUAGUGAUCAAGAGAUUAAAGAAUAUGGCAACUAUGAAUCUGACAGAAGUAAGAAAUGCAAGGAAUCUGAAAAUGAAGUUGUUGUUGUCAUGAGCAAAGAACAGGAAAUGGUUUCAUCAUUGUCAGGUGCAGCUAGUGAGAAGAUGAAAGUAAGUGAAGAGCCAGCGGCAAGUUCUAUCAGUCAGCGCGGUUGUGAUGUUCCCACUCUGGCAUUUCCAUCAAUAUCUACAGCAGAUUUCAAAUUUAACCUUGAGAAGGCGUCUAAUAUUAUUGUUGAGAAAGUAGAGGAAUUCAUGGAUAGGCUUGGUGAUGCCAGGCUUGUUUUAGUGGAUUUGACUCAUCGAUCAGAGAUUUUGUCCUUGGUAAGGGCUAAAGCUGCACAAAAGAACAUUGACUCCAAAAGAUUCUUCACAUUUGUAGGAGAUAUAACUCGACUUAAUUCAGAGGGAGGUUUGCACUGCAAUGUAAUAGCUAAUGCUGCCAACUGGCGCCUGAAACCUGGAGGUGGAGGUGUGAAUGCUGCAAUCUUCAAUGCCAGUGGUUCAGCUCUAGAGGCUGCAACCAAGAAUCAGGCUAUGUCUCUUCUUCCAGGGACUGCUGUGAUUGUACCUCUGCCUUCAAUUUCUCCCUUGUCUAGUAGGGAAGGGGUGACCCAUGUAAUACAUGUUCUGGGACCAAAUAUGAACCCAGAGAGACCAAAUUGCCUUGAUGAUGACUAUAUCAAAGGCUGCAAAAUUCUUCAAGACGCUUACUCAUCACUCUUUGAAGGGUUUUUAUCUAUAGCUAAGACCCAAGUGAAGUUUCCCAAGAGAAGCAGUAAAAGUAUUCUGUCAGAGCCUUCAGUACCAGAAGAUAAGAUUAUCGGAACUAUGACUAAAACCUGGGCCCCUUGGGUUCAAUCUCUAUAUAACAUUGCAAUGCAGCCUGAGAAGUAUAAGGAUGAAGUGCUGGAGGCAUCAGAUGAUGUUGUUGUAUUGAAUGAUAAGUAUCCAAAGGCAAAACAGCAUCUUUUGGUGUUGGCAAGAUUUGAAGGUCUUGAUUGCUUGGCAGAUGCACGUAAAGAGCACCUUCAGUUGUUAAUGACAAUGCAUGCUAUAGGUUUGAAGUGGGCUGAGAAAUUCUUGCAUGAAGAUGCAUCAUUGGUCUUCCGCCUUGGAUAUCACUCGGUCCCCUCAAUGCGGCAACUGCACCUGCAUGUUAUUAGCCAAGAUUUUGACUCCAAACAUCUCAAGAAUAAGAAGCAUUGGAACUCUUUCAAUACUGCCUUUUUCCGUGAUUCUUUAGAUGUGAUUGAGGAAGUUAGUAAUCAUGGAAAAGCAACAUUACAAGAUGAUAACAGACUGAUGUCAAUGGAGUUGCGUUGCCACAGGUGUAGAAGUGCACACCCUAACAUGCCCAGACUAAAAUCUCAUAUCAGCAACUGCCAAGCUCCUUUCCCUGCUGCCCUACAGGAAAAUGGCCGUCUAGUGCUUGCGCAAAGUAACUCUGGCUGCGACCCCUAGGUGUUUGUAGACCAUUUCCCUCAGAAUUUUGCUGUAUAUAGAAUGAAAAUCAAUGGCUAAAAGUAUCAAAUCUUGCUCACUUUUUAGAUCCGGAAAUGAAAUGCCUGUGAAUAAUGCCUCUAUUUCUAGUUAUGAAGAACAAAUGGAGAUGGGGAAGCCCCAAAAAAGGUUCUCUCGUAUUCA